UGAAAGGACAUGAGCCGAAACACACAUCGAUACAUGAAAUACGAAUCUAUGGACUAAUAAAUGGAUCAGUCGCGAAGCCUGGAGUCUUUAAUGACAUUUUGCGCUUGAACAUUUAGGAAGAGAUGAGGCCGUAAUUAUUGGCAACACCCGACUGAUAUUUAUACCGAAAGCGUCCAAUGGAAACGGCUGGUUUAAUUAAUCUUUUCUGAGCGAUUCCUGAUGUUGUUCACAGUGUUGGUCUCACAGGGCUGGACGUUCACCGCAUGAAGGAGCUCUUUUAGGACAGAUUACAUAAUUUGAGCUGUGUGGAAUUAUAAGACAUUUCAUAAGACAUCAUCUGUGUUGCUUUUAACUCCUCAAAAUGACUGUCAAACUGGACUUUGAAGAGUGUCUCAAAGACUCCCCGCGAUUCAGGUCAGAAAUCGAGAAGGUGGAGGUCAAUGUUGGUGAACUGGAGACAAGACUCGAGAAGUUGGUGAAGCAGUGUCACACUAUGCUGGAAACAGGCCGUGCCUAUUGCCAGAACAGUAAGAGCUUUGUAAAUGGCCUGAAGGAGCUGGGACAUCACUGUUCUGAGGACCGAUCUAUGGGGGACUGUUUAGAAAAGUUUUCUAAAAAGCUGUCAGCCAUUGUUAGUGCUCAAGAGGAGUUGAUCGAAACCACGCAGAAGGAUGUGAAGUUGAAGCUACAGAAUUUUGUUAAAGAUGAUGUGAAGCGAUUUAAGGAUGUGCGUAAGGAGUUUGAGCGUAGCAGUGAGAACUUGGAGGCGGCUCUUAGCAGGAACGCUCAGGCACCACGCGGAAAACAGCAUGAGGUGGAGGAGGCCAGCAAUAACCUGCUGAUCGCACGCAGAGCCUUCAGAUCAGGAGCCCUGGACUAUGUGUUGCAGAUUAAUGUCAUUGAGUCUAGGAAGAAAACAGAAAUUCUUCAGGCGAUGCUUUCUCUAAUACAGGCCCAGGCUCUUUUCUUCCAGCAGAGCCAUCAGUCACUCGCAGAACUGGAAAACUAUCGCAAGGAGCUACAUGAUGAGAAUGCUCAACUAGUCCUGAAUUCUGCAAGAGACAAAAGGGACAUGGAGCAGAGACAUGGUGCUGUCAAGAAGAAGGAUGUUUCGUAUGAUGACUCCAUUAUGGACUUCAGCCCAGAUGCUCCCAAUGGCAUUGCAAUGGAAGGUUACCUGUACAAGAGAGCCAGCAAUGCUUUCAAAACAUGGAGCAGGCGCUGGUUCUCCAUUCAGAAGAACCAGUUGGUUUACCAAAAGAAACACAAUGAGCAGAUCACUGUAGUUGUGGAGGACUUGCGUUUGUGCACAGUGAAGCCCUGCAGUGAACAAGACAGACGCUUUUGCUUUGAGGUCGUUUCUCCCUCCAAGAGCUGUUUAUUACAGGCUGAUUCAGAGCGACAGCAGCAGAGCUGGAUCAGCGCGGUCCAGAACAGCAUCGCCUCAGCAUUCCAGGAGAGAAGAGAUGAUAAUCAUAGCUCUAGAGAUCGCUGUAGCUCAGUGUCUGUUGGGAGUGUGCGUUUGAGUGGAGGAGAGCCGGAGGCAUGUGUUCGAGAGGCUCUGGAGGAGGUGCAGGCCAUUUCAGGCAACAGCCAGUGCUGCGACUGCGGGGAGCCUGGACCUGACUGGGCAUCCAUCAAUCUGGGCAUCACACUGUGCAUUACCUGCUCGGGCAUUCACAGGAGUUUAGGUGUCCACUUCUCGAAGGUACGAUCCCUUACACUGGACUCAUGGGAGCCAGAGCUCGUCAAACUCAUGUGUGAAUUAGGAAACACAGCAAUUAACAAGAUCUAUGAGGCGCGUAUUGAAGAGAUCACAAUCAAGAAGCCUCACCCCUCUAGUCCCAGGCAAGAUAAGGAGUCGUGGAUUCGCUCUAAAUAUGUAGAGAAAAAAUUCAUCCACAAGCUCCCAGAGACUGGUCGAGGGCAGAUUCUGCGGCGCUCCAGUGCCCGACGAAACCGAUCCACCACAGAGGACAAACCCUGCACACGUCCUGCCCUUAAACCCAAACCCGGCAGGGUCACACUGCCACGACUCACCGGCCUGACUCCAAGUGACAUAAUGAAGAACAAUUCUGGCUCUCAUAAAGACAAUAAUGAAGAAGAGGAUCUGAGCGGUCUUCAUCCCGGGGCUCUGCUCUAUCGAUCGGCCUCCAUGCAGCAUUUCCCUCUGAUGGCAGAUGCUCUGGCGCACGGCGCUGAUGUCAACUGGGUCAACGUGGCUGAAGACAGCAAAACACCACUAAUACAAGCCGUUAUUGCUAAUUCUCUGGCAGCCUGUGAGUUCCUGUUACAGAACGGCGCUAAUGUUAACCAGGUGGACUCAAACGGGAGAGGACCACUACACCAUGCUACCAUACUGGGACAUACAGGGUUAGUGUGUCUGUUUCUCAAGAGAGGAGCGGACUACAACGCAAAAGACAUUGAAGAAAAGGACCCAAUCGGUAUAGCCAUUGAUAAUGCCAACGCUGACAUCGUCACGCUACUCCGGAUAGCCAAGAUGAACAAGGAGAUGCGGGAGAUGGACGGCACUCCAUCAGGUGAUGACACCUAUCACGAUAUCUUCAGGGAUUUCUCCCAAAUGGCCUCCAACAACCCGGAGAAGCUGAAGCGCCGUAGUGCCGAUAUGAAAUAAAGCGGCUGAGCAGCAGAUGUCAGUGUUUCAUCAAUACACACACACACACACACACACGUAGGCUCCAGCAGACCCAAUGAAGUUCCCACAUUCCACAGUAAACACCUCUUAUGAAACGCUGCUUCAUUCGGUUUAUCUGGCCUACUACAUGAGCGUGGGUCUAAAUAUCUGGGUUUUAGCAUAUUUAUCCCAGCUUAGGCUUAGUUUAGGUCAGUUAUUUUUUCAGGCACAGUCGUUAUUAGGCUACUUCGCUUUGACCUUCAUCAUUUGAGUAAGUUUACACAUCAGAAGCGAUGAAAGCAACAAGUGGAGCAAAGCUGAGAAAAAUGGUGGAGUAUGUUUUUAAUUUAAACAGCAUUGAAAUUAACCUUAUUCAAAUGAUUUGAUGCGCAUCUUUUCAUUCACCAUAUUGUGAGCCACAGUGUUAUUGCAACUUGAAUGUAAAUGUUCCUUUGGGUGAGAGAGCCCUGUCUGCUUGGGUCUCCAGUAUAAUUUUAUUUCAGUUUUUUUCUUUAUAUAAGACCAAAAUAUGUUUGAAAUUGGUUAAUUGGUGUAUUUUGUACGCCACAUUGUUAAUUGAAAUACCAUGAAAUGGUAUAAUAUGUAACUAAAUAAAUGAUUCAUAUAA
This is a messenger RNA of Danio rerio (zebrafish), 3263 nucleotides long. RefSeq names its product ArfGAP with coiled-coil, ankyrin repeat and PH domains 1 (gene acap1). Lineage: Eukaryota; Metazoa; Chordata; Actinopteri; Cypriniformes; Danionidae. Gene Ontology annotation, cellular component: cytoplasm; endosome membrane. The record is from RefSeq and is marked provisional. Gene Ontology annotation, molecular function: GTPase activator activity.